This is a messenger RNA of Brassica napus (rape), 1612 nucleotides long. Its product is annotated as fasciclin-like arabinogalactan protein 5. Bases 151 to 1041 code for a protein of 296 amino acids. Gene Ontology annotation, cellular component: plasma membrane. NCBI's taxonomy places the organism in Eukaryota, Viridiplantae, Streptophyta, Magnoliopsida, Brassicales, Brassicaceae. The record is from RefSeq and is a predicted model, not a curated record. The transcript has a single exon.
UCAUCUAGUGGCCAAGUCUUAUUACACACUAAAAAUAGGAGAGUAGACUUAGCACACCAUAAAGACUAGUUCAUUCUACAACUUCCUCACUUCUUCUGCAUAAAUACCAAACAUGUGAAGCCAUUGAGGUUUAGCUUUUCAGCACACAAGAUGAAUCUCAACGCCUCCUUUUCUCUCCUCUCCCUAACCCUUUUACUCCUCUUCUCUCCCAUCGUUACAGCCGAUAACAUCACACAUGCGUUUGAGAAAUACUCCAAUUUCAGCACCAUGAGUGAGCUCUUCACCAAAACCAAGCUCACUACACUCAUAAGCAAAUACCAAACCAUAACCCUACUCGCUGUUAACAACAACAACAUCAGCUCUAUCACAAACAAAUCCGCCAUUGAGCUCAAAAACAUCCUCAUGACUCAUGUCAUUCUUGACUACUACGACGAGCUCAAGCUUAAGGGGAUGAAGGAGAAGAGCAUAAUGCUCACUACCUUGUACCAAACAACCGGUUUAGGUGAAGAGAUGAAUGGUUUCCUCAAUUGUACCAAAUCUAAAGGAAAAGUUUACUUUGGAUCCGGAGUAAAGGGCUCACCACUAAACGCUGAGUAUGUUACCACGUUGUAUCACAACCCUUUUAACCUGUCUAUAAUACAGAUUAGCAUGCCCAUUGUGGCUCCUGGACUCAGCUUAGCAGUUCUCCCACCUCCACCACCACCCGUUCCUUUAGCUCCAGCUCCUGCUCCAUCUCCUAUGGAUGCUGCAAUGGCUCCAAGUCCAUCUCCCAUGAGUGGUGCAACCCCUCCAGCUCCAGCUCCAGCUCCGGCUCCUGGACCAGGUGAUGAAGACAAUGCCUCGGAUAGUAAUGUUCCAAAACUUACACCUGAAACAGAGACACCUGAGGUUGAUUCUCCAGCACCUACUCCAAGCGCUGAUAAUGAGAAGAUUGAAGCUGCUGAUAAGGCUGGGAAGACCUCUUCUGCUUGCAAGACACGUUUUAGCUUUGAAGUUGUAGUUCUCUUGAUAGUAUUUUUUGUUAGCUUUGCUUGGUUUUAAGAUGGAGUUAGAUCAUGUGGUCUGAUGACAAUAACGGUAGAUGAGAUUCAAAAACAUUUAUUCAUUUUGUAGUUUUUUUUUACCAAGAAGAGAGACCACUGUGAUCAUGCAAAUGUCCUGUUGAACUUGUUACACAGUUCUAAUUCUAAGUGUGUUACGUUUAAAACAUAGAUUAACCAAUGCCAUUAAUGUUAGAAAAACAUGCCUGAUCACAACGAAAAACGCUUCUGCAUCUGUUUGCUUCAAACAAUGAGAUGACUAAAGCGAGCCCUUACAAAUACGAGUUAACCUCCUCACACUGUCGCACAAAAAACAGAUCAACCAAGCUAAUCGUAACAACGAGACUGCACUUACAAAAGUGAACCUAACUGAUCCAACAACCAACAUUGCUCUAGAAAGUCUUAUACAUAUAAUCCUAACUGAUUAGUGAUUAAACUAAGGGCAAGGUAGAAACAAAGAACAGAAUAGGCACAAGAAGAGCCUAUUUGCAGUCUCUCAUUUAAUCUUCUUUAUUAUGACGUCUUGUUCCAUAUCAAGAGCCUUCAUUGGAGCAAAUGGACGUUUCAUCUCC